Messenger RNA from Ictalurus furcatus (blue catfish), 1165 nucleotides. It is a transcript of the gene her8.2, whose product is annotated as hairy-related 8.2. Gene Ontology annotation, molecular function: protein dimerization activity; RNA polymerase II cis-regulatory region sequence-specific DNA binding; DNA-binding transcription factor activity, RNA polymerase II-specific. Gene Ontology annotation, biological process: regulation of transcription by RNA polymerase II; anterior/posterior pattern specification; regulation of neurogenesis. Gene Ontology annotation, cellular component: nucleus. Bases 322 to 900 code for a protein of 192 amino acids. The transcript is spliced from 4 exons. The record is from RefSeq and is a predicted model, not a curated record. Lineage: Eukaryota; Metazoa; Chordata; Actinopteri; Siluriformes; Ictaluridae.
AGGAAAAGAGAGAGAGAAAAGGGGUAAAAAAAAAGAGGUGUGUAUGUGGGAGAGAGAGAAAGUGAGAAUGCUAUUAUUGUUAUUAUGCUGUGUGUGUGUGUGUGUGUGUGUGUGUGUGUGUGUGUGUGUGUUUGCUCUCUCCUUCCUCCAUUCACAUGCUAAUCAGGGCUGUAUAAAUGCAGUCGCGCUCAGAGCAGCACACACUCCUCGUCAACACACACACUUCUCUACAACACACACACACACACACAAACACAAACACACACACAAACACAAACACAAACACAAACAAGUUUCACCCAGAAAUAAAGUUAGAGAGUCAUGACGACGGCGAGUGCGACCCCGAGCGCAGACAGACAGAACAGCAGCAGGGACGAGAGGAAGCUGAGGAAGCCUCUGAUCGAGAGGAAGAGGAGAGAGAGGAUUAAUCACUGCCUGGAGCAGCUCAGAGAGACGGUGGUGGGAGUCUUCGGGCUCGACCAGUCGAAGCUGGAGAAAGCUGAUAUUCUGGAGAUGACAGUUAAACACCUACAGGACAUCCAGAGUAAUAAAGUUACAGAGCCGAUUACGGACCCGGAGGCGCAGCAGCGGUACAGCACCGGCUACAUCCAGUGCAUGCAUGAAGUCCACAACCUGCUGCUGUCCUGCGACUGGAUGGACAAAACGCUCGGCGCUCGUCUCCUCAACCACCUGCUCCGCUCGCUGCCCAAAUCCGCUCCGGCCAAACCCUCACUCACUCACUCCGAGCCGGGAGCACUCGCAGUCAGCGAGGUGGAUGACUCUUCAUCACCGCCCAGGGUGGCUCCGCCUACUCAGACUAAUGACCCUGCCUUACUGGCUAGGCCGCCUCCCACAAAGAGCCCACAUCUGACAACUCUGGAAAUGUGGAGGCCUUGGUAGAACACUGUGUGUGUGUGUGUGUGUGUGUGUCGUAGACCCUCCUCUGCUAUGUAUCUUAUAGAUAUACCUGUUGGUGAGUGUGCGGUCCAGAGUAGCGCCUCUUUCCUGAACCUCGUUACUUCCUGUCUGAAGUAAACUUCCUGUAGCCUGCAUUGUAGAAGGCAGUUAAUCUCCUGUGUUUAUUUAUUUGAGUAACACUGUAAUUUAUUGGAUUAUUAAUCUCCAGAGCUCACUCUCUGACUAAUACUGUAGAGCCCGUGACCUC